Messenger RNA from Physeter macrocephalus (sperm whale), 934 nucleotides. Its product is annotated as translation initiation factor IF-2-like. Bases 1 to 864 code for a protein of 287 amino acids. NCBI's taxonomy places the organism in Eukaryota, Metazoa, Chordata, Mammalia, Artiodactyla, Physeteridae. The record is from RefSeq and is a predicted model, not a curated record. The transcript is spliced from 4 exons.
AUGGUUUUUGCCGGCAUCCAGCAUACUGCCUGUGUACAACGGAGUAUAAUUAAAUGGCUUCAAGUGAGUGUAUUCACAAAGCUGCGCAACCACCAACACAAUCAGCCGGAGAACAACUUCGUCAACCCAGAAAGAACCCUUGACCCCACUAGCAGGCACUGCCCAUCGGCCUUUUGUCCUCAGGCAGCCUUCGGCUCCUCCGCCCGGCCGUGUCAGGCGCCCGGACACAGUGGCUCCCACAGGGCACGGUGGAGACGCCGUACCGCCUCCCAGUGGCCGCUGCAGAUACGCUCCUUCCUCGCUGCGCUACGGCGCCCCCGUCCCCCCGCCCGCUCCGUACCCUCAAGGCCCAGCCCCCCCACACAGCACUGCGGCGCCGCAGCUCCCGGGACUCCACGCUCGGUCAGCCGGCUCGCCUGCAGCUCCUCCGGCGGGCGUCGCCACCCUCCGCACACACUACGGUGGGCCGGUCCGAGUCCGCCUCCUUCCCAGCGGUCCACGGCCGCCGCCGCCGCCCGGAACCAUAGAGCUGCCCCCCAAGAGGAGAGCAGGCCGGGAGAGAGCGGCUCUUCCGGGUCACACCUGCGCAAAGAGACCUCCGGGACUCUGUGGUCCGGGCUUCCUCUCGGGAAGGCGGAUCCGCCCCUGGCGGCGCGCCCGGCGCCCCGCCCCGACGCCGGCGCUGACGGAAGCACGCCGGGUGACCUCACCCGCCAACAUGGCGGCGGCGGUAGAUUAGGGCUGCGGGUCGGAGCCGCCACCGCCACCGCCACCGGGGGAUCCUGUACGGAGCAGCUGCCGCCGCCGCCGCGUUUUCACCUCUUUGGGGGCACGGGCCUGGACCAGUGUGGAGGAUUACUGUGACAACACGUGGAAAAGUGCUUCAGAAAUAGAGCUCUCGUGCAGAGGUUUUACACAUCUGUAAGUAGACCUU